Messenger RNA from Prunus armeniaca (apricot), 1212 nucleotides. NCBI's taxonomy places the organism in Eukaryota, Viridiplantae, Streptophyta, Magnoliopsida, Rosales, Rosaceae. The record is from the annotation of a GenBank genome assembly.
AUGGCAACACAAGUCCCCAGUGAUGGAGCCGAACCUUCCGCAGCCAUGGUCACUCCAGUUCCUGACUUACAAGUGCAUGAAGCAGCUGCGCAUGCACAAUCCGAGAAGCUGCCUACCCCGGAAGAUGUGGCCGGGUGUGACGAAAUCUGCCAAAGACUUAUGUUUUUGUUAGAAGAUUGGAAAAUAGCUGACAGAGUGCCAUCGGGAGGUCCGAUGAAUCCUCCAAGUAUACCUACAAUUAGUAUGGCUGCUGAUGAAGAAGGUAGUUUGAGUGUUGAAAAAAAAGAAGUGGAAGGUAAAGGCUGUAGACAGAAGCGCCCGGCCCAGACAUUAUUAAGUCCAUUUACUGAUCCUUUGAGGAAGAAGAGGACAAUGAGUGUGUCGGAUGCGACUGCAACCCCGCCAUGUUUUGAUCCAUCAAAACCGCUGCCCAUUGAAGAUGUGAAGGCAGUAAUAGAUUUUUGCACUGCCUGGAAAAACGAUAUCAGUGUGCAGGUGCAGCUUGAAGCAUUUUCAGUGGGCGCUGAUUUUUUCUACAAACUCAUCGAUGAAACGGCAUGGAUUAGCUCAAGGCACCUGGAAAUGGCAACCUUUCUUAUCCGGAAACGGCAACUCUCUCAUCCGUUGCUAUUUGGAACCGACUGGACAACGGCAGAUUAUGCCUUGCAGCAAUUUCUAGAGCCGUUAAAAGCGACUGGCAAGACACGUGGAUCGAAGAAGGCAGCAGCUUCAAACACCAGUGACCUUCCAGCCAACAAGCUGAAGAAUGUACAUCACUUUGUGCACGGUACGUGGCAACACGGGUAUGCCCAAGCUUGGAAAAAAGUCCGCAAAGUGUAUUUUCCAUAUAAUCUUCGAGAGUCCCAUUGGGUUGCAAUCGAAAUUGAUUUCGUCCGACAUACUGCAACUGUGUAUGACUCAUAUGUUGAUUAUACCAAAUCUUCGAAGCUGGUUACACUUCUGCAACCUGUUAGCGAUACGCUUGCACGAGUGCUGUACAAUAUGAAGUUUUAUGAAGAUUCUGAGGUUGAAGAGGUGAAGCAAAAGGGGCUGCAGAUGUCGAGGUUUACGCCUUUCUCAGUUUGCAUCAUUGGAGGUGUGCCACAACAACGAGAUGGUUGUAAUUUCCCAACUUAUUGGCCUCAGUACGUCUUGCGGAAUCAUGACCGUUCAAUUCAUCGAGCAUCUCAGUGCUGGGCUUUCGGUGCAUAA